Molecule: messenger RNA, 1293 nt
Organism: Pyrus x bretschneideri (Chinese white pear)
Lineage: Eukaryota; Viridiplantae; Streptophyta; Magnoliopsida; Rosales; Rosaceae
Product: lipase 3
Exons: 4
Coding region: 90-1037 (315 amino acids)
Molecular function (GO): catalytic activity
Source: RefSeq, a predicted model, not a curated record
UCUCUCCCGCCAUUGACACACCCUCCCUCUCCGACCUCCCGCCAUUUUCUUCUUCUGCCCCGAACUCUUAUACAAAAUAAAGAAUAAAAAUGCCGGGGUGCUUCAGCAUAAUAGCGUCACGCGACCGCUGCUUCCGCUACUCCUUCUUCUCCUCCGGCCUAAAGUCCACCACCACCGAUUUGGGCGAUGGCACCGUCAUGCACUGCUGGGCUCCCAAAAACCACUCCCCAUCCAAACCCACCCUCCUCCUCAUCCACGGCAUCGGCGCCAACGCAAUGUGGCAGUGGCACGACUUCGUCUCCCCUCUCGUCUCCCGCUUCAACCUCUACAUCCCCGACCUCGUCUUCUUCGGCGACUCCUACUCCUCCCGCCCUGAACGUUCUGAGAUUUUCCAGGCACGCUGCGUCAUGGCCCUCAUGGACGCCCACGGAGUCAAGAAAAUGAUGGUCACCGGCAUCAGCUACGGCGGCUUCGUGGCCUACCGCAUGGCGGCGCAGUUUGGGGAAAGAAUAGACAGGCUGGUGCUGUGCUGCGCCGGUGUGUGCACGGAGGAAAAGGAUAUGGAGAAUGGGAUGUUUCAGGUGAAGAGCGUGGAGGAGGCCAUGAAUGUUUUGUUGCCCCAGAAGACUCAGCAUGUUAGGGACUUGAUGAAGAUCUCUUUUUACAAGCCUGUUAAGAAUGUCCCCUCUUGUUUUCUCAAUGAUUUCAUUGAGGUGAUGUGUUCAGAACAUCUUCAAGAGAGGAAAGAAUUGAUUCAAGCACUACACAAGGACAGGAAGUUGUCUGAUCUUCCGAAGAUAAACCAUCCUACACUAAUCAUCUGGGGAGAGCAUGACCUGGUAUUCCCACUGGAAUUGGCGCACCGAUUAAAAAGGCAAAUAGGUGAGAGUGCAGACCUAGUGAUCAUAAAGAACGCAGGGCAUGCUAUAAAUGCAGAGAAACCGAAAGAGAUGUGCAAGCACAUGAAGUCUUUCCUCAUCGACCCUCUCCCUACAGUUAAACAUAAAAACCACAGCAACGGCCGCAAGGUGGAUUGAAAUGCCAAGAAAAGGUGUCGACUAAUCAAGAUGAUCAUUUUCUGAUUUUCAUUCAAACCUACACUAUUGGAUAUGAGGUUCCGUAUGGUGGAUUGUCUGUGCGAGUUGAAUUUUAUGCUAGUAAUUAUUUUCUAUAUUCAGAAGACAGAAAAUUGCUUCGUUUUCCAUUAAAACAUGAUUUAUGCAGAUCUUUCUUCUAAUGCCUGUAUUGUUAGUGAGUAAAUUGAUGAACUGAUUAGUGAAGAUUAUAAGUUUA